CUCUCUUUUUCAUUCUCUCUCAAGUGAACCGGAACCCCACUCUUCUCUUCUGUCUCCGCUUCACUCCUCCACCCUCCACCCAUGGGCGUAACCAGCGACCCGACCCAAGACGGCUCCGACGAGCAGCAAAAACGCUCCGAGAUCUACACCUACGAAGCCCCAUGGCACAUCUACGCCAUGAACUGGAGCGUCCGCCGCGACAAAAAGUACCGCCUCGCCAUCGCCUCCCUCCUCGAACAAUACCCCAACCGCGUCGAGAUCGUCCAGCUCGACGACUCCAACGGCGAGAUCCGACCCGACCCGAAUCUCUCCUUCGAACACCCAUACCCACCCACCAAGGCCAUUUUCAUCCCUGACAAAGAGUGUCAACGCCCUGACCUCCUCGCCACCUCCAGCGACUUCCUCCGCGUGUGGCGGAUCUCCGACGCCGAUGAAACCCAACCCUCCGCCGCCACCCCCCGCGUCGAACUCAAGAGCCUCCUUAACGGAAACAAGAACAGCGAGUAUUGUGGCCCGUUAACCUCCUUCGAUUGGAACGAAGCUGAGCCUCGCCGCAUCGGAACCUCCAGCAUCGACACCACCUGCACCAUUUGGGAUAUCGAGAAGGAAACCGUCGAUACCCAGCUCAUCGCGCAUGAUAAGGAGGUUUACGACAUCGCGUGGGGCGGCGUUGGGGUUUUCGCCUCCGUCUCCGCCGAUGGCUCCGUUAGGGUUUUCGAUCUCCGCGACAAGGAACACUCCACCAUAAUCUACGAGAGCUCUGAGCCUGACACGCCGCUGGUGCGGCUCGGGUGGAACAAGCAGGACCCGCGCUACAUGGCGACGAUCAUCAUGGACAGUGCGAAGGUGGUGGUUCUUGACAUUCGCUUCCCCACGCUUCCGGUUGUGGAGCUUCAGCGGCAUCAGGCUAGUGUUAACGCCGUCGCGUGGGCGCCGCAUAGCUCUUGCCAUAUCUGCACCGCCGGCGAUGACUCGCAGGCUUUGAUUUGGGAUCUUUCUUCCAUGGGGCAACCGGUGGAGGGUGGGCUUGACCCGAUUCUUGCUUAUACUGCUGGUGCUGAGAUUGAGCAGCUUCAAUGGUCGUCUUCUCAGCCUGAUUGGGUCGCCAUUGCUUUCUCCACCAAGCUUCAGAUUCUCAGGGUAUGAUGAAUUGAUGAUUGAUGUGAGUGAAUGUGACUAGUUUUUUCUGGAAAUUGGGGAUAGUUUUAGGGUUUAAACAUACUUCUAAUGGUUCAAUUGUUUGAAUUGUUGAAAACCUUAAUCUUGUUAAUGAGUAGCCCUGGAAUUAGAACUAAGAAGAUACCUAGCAAGAACAAGUAGGGUCUGUAUUGUCUCUCACAUUCUUGUUUACUGGAGAAUCCCAUUGUUAUGUAAAUGCUUUCACUAUUCAGUUUCA
This is a messenger RNA of Lotus japonicus, 1396 nucleotides long. Its product is annotated as WD repeat-containing protein LWD1. The transcript has a single exon. Gene Ontology annotation, cellular component: nucleus. Gene Ontology annotation, molecular function: protein binding. NCBI's taxonomy places the organism in Eukaryota, Viridiplantae, Streptophyta, Magnoliopsida, Fabales, Fabaceae. Bases 82 to 1146 code for a protein of 354 amino acids. The record is from RefSeq and is a predicted model, not a curated record.